UCCACCGAAGGAUUAAUGCAAGGACUACGCUUUCGGUGAUACCCACCACGUCUGCAGAAGACAUCGGUUUCUGCUCUUCAAAAAUCAUCAGUAUAUACACUUUUAAACCCCUUCACCCGUUUUGUCUUUUCGCCACCAUCCCCACACGUUUCCUGGGGGGUUGUUUUGAAACUUCUCUGUUUUGCAUGGCAGGGGAGUAACCGUGGAGAGGCCAGGGUAUCACAAGCUUAUGGAUUUUGAGAAGAGAGGUGGGAAGGAAGAGACAGAGGAAGGGAAAAGGAUGUCGAAAACAGCAAGUAGUAGGACUGGACAUGGGGGCCGGGGAACGGGGACUAACUCUGGGGUCCUUAUGGUUGGCCCCAACUUCAGAGUUGGGAAGAAGAUCGGCUGUGGAAACUUCGGCGAACUGCGGCUAGGCAAAAACCUCUACACAAAUGAAUAUGUGGCCAUCAAACUGGAGCCAAUCAAAUCCAGGGCGCCUCAACUCCAUUUGGAGUAUAGAUUUUAUAAACAGCUGGGAAAUUCAGAGGGAGUUCCUCAGGUCUUCUACUUCGGCCCUUGCGGGAAGUACAAUGCUAUGGUUCUGGAACUGCUUGGGCCCAGUCUGGAGGACCUUUUUGACCUCUGCGACCGCACUUUCUCCCUCAAGACCGUCCUAAUGAUAGCUAUUCAACUGAUAACACGGAUGGAGUAUGUUCAUACGCGGAGCUUGAUAUAUCGAGAUGUCAAGCCAGAGAAUUUUUUGGUGGGGCGGCCGGGGUCUAAGAGGCAGCACACCAUUCAUAUCAUUGACUUUGGGCUUGCCAAAGAAUACAUAGACCCCGAGACCAAAAAACACAUCCCAUACCGAGAGCAUAAGAGCCUGACUGGCACUGCCCGGUAUAUGAGUAUCAGCACACAUUUGGGAAAAGAACAAAGCAGAAGGGACGACCUAGAAGCACUGGGCCAUAUGUUUAUGUACUUCCUGAGAGGCAGUUUGCCCUGGCAGGGCUUGAAGGCAGACACACUGAAAGAACGUUACCAGAAAAUUGGCGACACCAAGCGAGCUACGCCGAUCGAAGUGCUAUGUGAAAGUUUCCCAGAGGAAAUGGCCACCUAUCUGAGAUAUGUGAGACGACUGGACUUUUUUGAGAAACCAGAUUACGACUACUUGAGGAAGCUCUUCACAGACCUCUUUGACAGGAACGGCUAUGUCUUCGAUUACGAGUAUGACUGGGUCGGCAAGCCUCUCCCUACACCUAUAGGCCCCAUCCCCACAGACACACCCCAGCCAAGCAGCAGAGACAAAGCACAACCGCAGACCAAAAACCAGUCGCCCGAGCCCAAAGGAAGUGAGUCCCAGCUCACUCCAGUGACCAAUAAGGAGACUCUGGGGUCGCAACUCACGGCCGAGAGGCUGGGGGGCUCAGUGCAGGUCAUGAGCUCCAUGAAUGGAGAGCUGAACACAGACGACCCAACCGCAGGACACUCCAACGCUCCCAUCACUGCACCCGCUGAAGUAGAGGUGGCAGAUGACACAAAGUGCUGUUGUUUUUUUAAGAGAAGAAAGAGGAAAGCUCUUCAGAGGCACAAGUGAAGCGCGCUCUUUGAAAAGAACUUGAAACAUUCUGGUCACUGUUAAGUUUGAAAUGCAAGCAAAUACACAGAUCUCUCUCUCGCUGUCUUUCUCUCUUUCUCUCUAUCUCUCUCUGUCCCCAUCACACUUUCUUUCAUAGAUGCUUCACCACUUAAUGGAGUGCAAAGGAAUGAUGUUGACUGUCCAACAGACUCUGGUUCCUUCCAAAAAAAAAAAAAAGAGAAUAAUGAAGAUACAUAA
Messenger RNA from Sinocyclocheilus anshuiensis, 1816 nucleotides. RefSeq names its product casein kinase I-like. Gene Ontology annotation, molecular function: ATP binding; protein serine/threonine kinase activity. Gene Ontology annotation, biological process: protein phosphorylation. The transcript is spliced from 11 exons. The record is from RefSeq and is a predicted model, not a curated record. Bases 230 to 1576 code for a protein of 448 amino acids. NCBI's taxonomy places the organism in Eukaryota, Metazoa, Chordata, Actinopteri, Cypriniformes, Cyprinidae.